Molecule: messenger RNA, 1194 nt
Organism: Paramecium sonneborni
Lineage: Eukaryota; Ciliophora; Oligohymenophorea; Peniculida; Parameciidae
Source: the annotation of a GenBank genome assembly
AAUAGAAUGUUUGAAACAAAGUUUAUUCCUUUUUUAGUCGUAAGUGUGUUGGGUUUUGUAUUAAAUGGAUUAAGAAAUACUUUAAAUCAAUAAUAAUUCAUAGCAUUUUUAGGAUAUAUGGGAUUAAGUGUAAUUGCAUACGUGUUAUCAUAUUGGAUGAUUCCUAAAAUUGCAACAUUAACUGUGAAGGCAGAUAUUUUUGGUUAUGAUAUAAAUAAAAAAGGUAGGAUUUUGAAUUAAUUUUUUUAGGAACAGAGGCUGGCAAGGUAAAAAUUCCAGAAUCAUUAGGAAUAGUUCCUGCAACAAUCUAUCUUAUAUUUAAUAUCUUAGGAAUACUAUUUACUAGAGCAUAUAUGCCUGAUUUGAUAUUAUCACAUAUAUCAGGGUUGUUGGCAAUAACUUUUAUUGUCUUUUUGGGUUUUGCAGAUGAUGUCUUAGAUUUGGCUUGGAGAUAUAAAUUAUUACUACCACCAAUAGCAAGUUUACCUGUUAUUGUUGCAUACACAGGAGGAACAUAAAUAGUUUUACCUUUGAUGGUUAGACCAUUUCUUGGAUAAUCAAUAGAUUUAGGACCAUUAUAUUAUCUGUACAUGAUUAUGCUUUCAACUUUUUAAUCAAAUGCAAUAAAUAUUUAUGCUGGAGUAAAUGGAUUAGAAGUUGGACAAUCAAUAAUAAUUGCUUUAUCAAUUGCGAUCUAUAAUAUCAUUGAAAUUUCAACAUAAUAAUAACAUUUAUUUAGUCUUAUGAUAAUAGUUCCAUACAUUUUAUCAGCAUUAGCCUUGUACAAUUAUAAUAGAUAUCCAUCUAAAGUAUUUGUUGGAGAUGUAUUUUGUUAUUGGUCUGGAAUGACAUUUGCAGUUGCAGCUGUUCUAGGUCAUUUUUCAAAGACUUUGAUGUUGUUCUGUAUUCCACAACUUAUUAAUUUCUUAUAUUCACUUCCAUAACUUUUUGGAAUUAUUCCAUGUCCAAGACAUAGACUACCAAGGUACAAAUCAUUUAAUGAUAUUUAGAUAUGAUGAAAAGACAGGUUUAUUAUACCCAAUUAAAACUAAUCUGACUUUAAUUAAUUUGGUUUUGCUUAUUAAAGGACCAACUAGUGAAAAGAAUUUAUGCAGAGUUUUAUUAUCAUUUUAAAUACUAUGCACAAUAAUUGGUUUUACUAUUAGAUAUUUAGGGUCAUAGAUGUUUUUUUGA